This is a messenger RNA of Drosophila rhopaloa, 1469 nucleotides long. RefSeq lists its product as uncharacterized. The record is from RefSeq and is a predicted model, not a curated record. The transcript has 4 exons. Lineage: Eukaryota; Metazoa; Arthropoda; Insecta; Diptera; Drosophilidae. The coding region runs from base 102 to 1379 and encodes 425 amino acids.
GUUUGUUUGUCGUUAGAAACCGUCGGACACGGCCGCAGUUUCUUCUCUGAGCGGGAAUUUAAAUUCAAAUUAGAUAUCCACAAAGUCGCAUCAGCGCCAUAAUGUCUCCGAACAACAACUCGGAGAAGCCAUUCAAUCCCAACGAGCUCCUGCACAUUCCGAAAUGGGUGAAUGAGGAUUAUUUCCUGCCAAUUCUCGAAAAGGAUGUUGAAAACUUCGACAAAAUCGUGAAAUUUACGCCCGUGGCGGCCACCGCUCCCGGGGAGAAUUACACUUCCAUUAUGAUUAGGGUCAUUGUGGAUAUUCUGCUAAAGGAUGGGAAUGAGCAGAAAAUCUCGUAUAUUCUGAAAACGAUGCUGGAAGCGGACAGUGGAGCGGAUGUUAUCGACGGCAUGGGACUGUUUCCGAAGGAAAGGAAAAUGUACGAGGUCCACAUCCCUCAGUUCGUGAAGCUUUACAAGGAGGCGGGCAUGGACAUUGAGUUGGCGCCCAAAUGCCUCCAUGUGGAGGCCACAGACAAACUGAUUACCCUAGUGUUCGAGGAUCUGAGCCGGCAGAACUUCAAGAAUUUCGAUCGACUCAAGGGCUUUGAUCUGCUGCACAUGCGUCAUGUGCUCCGGAAACUGGCCGAACUCCAUGCCGCAUCCGUCGUGGCCAGGGAAUUAAAUGGGCCCUACGACUCGCUUUAUUCCAUUUCGAUGUACAACGAGCAGAGUCGCAAUCUUUUCGAGACCCUGGGAAAGAUACGGCAGCCGCAGUUCUACAAGGCGAUGCGCCAGUGGGACCUGGAGGAUGCCGACAAGUACAUCUCCCAGAUGUGGAGCCCCGUGGAGGUUUUCGAUGCGGCACUGCAGGUCAACCGGGUCGACGAGAGUGAGUUCAAUGUGCUGAACCACGGAGACUGCUGGUCCAACAACAUCAUGUUCAACUACAAGGACAACGGGGAGAUUGACAGGACCUUGUUCGUGGACCUGCAGAUCGGGAAGUGGGGCAGUCCGGCCCAGGACCUCUGGUACCUGAUCACGACAUCUGCCUCGCUGGCCAUCAAGAUCAAGGAGUUCGACCACUUCAUCCAGAUCUAUCACGAGCGACUGGUCGAAUGCCUGAGGCGGCUGAAGUACUCGAAACCAAUUCCCACGCUCACGGACCUGCACAUCAUGAUGCUGAAGUACGGAUUCUGGGGCCCAUUGACAGCCCUUGGUGUAAUGCCGGCCACACUUAUGCCCACCGACAAGGACGCUAACAUGAAAAUGAUGAUGGCCCCAGGACCCGAGGCCGAUGCCGUCCGUUACAGGACCUUUAUCAAUCCGUACUACGCCAAGGCCAUGGAGGUGCUAUUACCGUUUUUCGAAAACAAGGGGCUUCUAAAGUCCUUAUAGGUUCAUUACGAAGCCAAAUUACAGUGUAGCCAGUUUUAUUUGUGAUAUCACAUAUCAUAAGAGCAAACAAUAAAUAAGAAUUUAAACAUA